Bacidia gigantensis is the source of this 357-nucleotide messenger RNA. RefSeq lists its product as uncharacterized. Gene Ontology annotation, molecular function: serine-type endopeptidase activity. The record is from RefSeq and is a predicted model, not a curated record. Lineage: Eukaryota; Fungi; Ascomycota; Lecanoromycetes; Lecanorales; Ramalinaceae. Gene Ontology annotation, cellular component: membrane. Bases 1 to 357 code for a protein of 118 amino acids. The transcript has 2 exons.
AUGGCGUCGUACCUAGCUCAGUACAGUCCAGCAAAGUUCCAGAAGUACAUCUUUCGACUCCCGCUGUUCACGCGCAUUACCCUACUCCUCAUCGUAAUAUUUUGGAUUCUGGAACUACAAUCUGCUUGGGAUGUUGCAUCAUGGGGUGCUCUCAUACCACAAGAGAUGAAUCUUGGAACGAUGUAUCGCCUGAACACGUAUCCUCUUAUACACAUUGGCUUCCUACAUUUCCUCCUUAAUACCCUUUCGAUUGUUCCUUUACUUGAAAGAUUCGAAGCGGAACAUGGUACACUCCUUACUGCAGCAUUCUUUGGUGGUCCCAUCAAAGCGUUUCGCGCAAACCCACAUUUCGCGUGA